CAGGAAGUGAGGAAGGUGUUGCGGGCCGGAAGUGACGUUCUCCCGGUGCCUCCCGCCCUAACAGUAACCAACCUCAUAGCAAAAUGGCGCCCCUGGACCUGGAUAAGUACGUGGAAAUCGCCCGGCAGUGCAAGUAUUUACCGGAGAACGAUCUGAAGCGUUUAUGUGAUUAUGUCUGUGAUCUGCUUCUGGAAGAGUCAAAUGUUCAGCCCGUAUCUACUCCAGUUACAGUGUGCGGAGAUAUACACGGACAGUUCUAUGAUCUGUGUGAACUUUUCAGAACUGGAGGACAAGUCCCUGACACAAAUUACAUAUUUAUGGGAGACUUUGUAGACAGAGGGUAUUACAGCCUGGAAACGUUCACCUACCUUCUUGCUCUGAAAGCCAAGUGGCCCGACCGCAUUACACUCCUGAGGGGUAACCACGAAAGUAGACAGAUUACGCAAGUAUACGGAUUCUAUGAUGAGUGCCAAACAAAAUAUGGAAAUGCCAAUGCGUGGCGGUACUGUACCAAGGUGUUUGAUAUGCUGACCGUAGCAGCUUUAAUAGACGAGCAGAUUCUUUGUGUACAUGGCGGAUUGUCCCCAGACAUAAAGACCUUGGAUCAGAUCCGGACCAUUGAACGUAAUCAAGAAAUCCCUCACAAAGGAGCAUUCUGUGACUUGGUGUGGUCAGACCCAGAGGAUGUGGACACUUGGGCUAUCAGUCCCAGGGGGGCAGGUUGGCUCUUUGGAGCAAAGGUCACCAAUGAGUUUGUGCACAUAAAUAACCUGAAACUUAUCUGUCGAGCGCAUCAGCUGGUGCACGAGGGCUACAAGUUUAUGUUCGACGAAAAGCUGGUUACAGUCUGGUCUGCCCCAAACUACUGCUACCGGUGUGGCAACAUUGCGUCCAUUAUGGUAUUCAAGGAUGUGAACACUCGGGAGCCAAAAUUAUUUCGUGCUGUACCAGAUUCAGAACGGGUUAUACCACCCAGAACCACCACACCGUACUUCCUCUGAAGUCUCUCCACCUAUUGUGUACUGUGCUGGAUACAUGUUAUUUUUCUUUGUUUUUAAGCACUUUGCUGCUGAAAUGCUGCAUCUUGCCUUUCUUUUAAAUUAUCAGAAAUGUAAUGUUUAUAUUUCUAUUGUUUUCCAUUGAGGGGCUUAUUGAAGUGUAUUGUAAGUAGAGCACCUAAUGGUGACCAUAAAGUUCUAUCCUUCAAUUUCUCCUGAGGUUGGGGCCUGAGUUAAAAAAGAAAAAGACAUUUCAAUAGUAAAACCCUGGUACUGCAGCUCAAAAUCCACCAAUAAUUCCUAUAUUGUGCCAAAUGGUUAGCCAUAUGUGGCCAUUUACUAAAUAAACUAAAACUCUGUGGAUUUUCUUAAUAUUUCUUUUGCUAAUGUUCCAUCCAUUCAAGGGGUAUUCCAAUAUCAUAAAGUGAUUGUCAAUCAUUAGGAUAUGACCUCUGGGAUCCCCACCGAACCUUUAGAAUGAAGGAAGCACAGUGCUGUCCUUUUGUGUCCUUCCAUGCACACCAGUGUCCAGCUAUUUGUUGUGCAGCUUUAUUCAACUUAAUGGGACCAAUUGCAGUUCCUGGCACAGCCAUACAGCUGGGCACUGUUGUGCGGGGCAAAUGGUAAAUGUCCAGCAGCACUAACUUUAUGUUGCGUCUCCUUCAUUCUGCGGUUAGGUUCACACUAGUGUAGUAUGAACACAUUCUUGCAUCCAUAUUAUGGCUGCAAGUAACGGCACGACCUGGAACUUGAGGCUUAGUGAGAACACAUGUGCUCGUAAUAUACUAGGGUGAACCAUCCUCAGGAUUGAGUAUUCCAUCUGUAGUUCCCUAUUAAAGCCAUAUUGGGUAAUGAUUCUUAAUGUCCAUAUGCAAAAGUCCCCUUCCUUUUAAAUAAACCUAAAAUAAGCUAUUUAUUUACAGCUCUUAAGAGUUUCAGCAAUGACCUCCUAUACCACUCAAUGAGUGGUCUGUGUGGCUACCGCUUCAGGUUUGUGCAGGUAGAAUCCUUAUUGCCACAAUGUGAAAUUAAAUGAGGUUCUGUUUUGGUGCAAUAGUCACAGCCCUUCAAGAAAAAAAACUAAAUGUAUUACUGACCUGCUCAGAAGAAAAGCUUUUACCACCCCCUUGAAUGUCUUAUUGCAGUGCACUUAUUUAUAUUUUUCCAUCUAUACAUUACCAGGAUAUUCGACAGAUCCUAUUAACACACGCUGAGCCUGUGGGAGUUAAACCUUUGCCCUGAGAGGUGCAACCAUAGAAUAUAAAGCCUUAAAAUUGCUGAAAGUCAAAUACAAGUAAAAACUUUACAUGGGUAACUUAACUUAUGCUUGGCUUCUGGAUACAUAGAAUAUAAGAAGAUAGUGAUCCAAUCCCAUUGACAGUGAAUUGGCAAUGUAUGAUCUGUAUAGAGUGGAUGUCAUAUAGAUCCUUUUUAGGAGCCCUUGUCUGUCCUAAAUUGCUGAUGUCAAGGACUAUUAAGAUUUAAUUGGGGUUCUAUGAGAUUACAGAGAAAAAAGGGGUAUGCUUCCCUUCUGACCAGUGCAUAGCAUUGCAGCUCUGCUCCAUGUAUUUCAACACGGUUAAGCUGCAAUACCAGAGAGAGCCCAUGGACAAGAAUAGCAUUGUUUUAGGGGGAAGUAAAACUACCCUUUAACCUGGUUUUACAAACCAUCUAAUACCAUUUCAAGGUAUCCCCCUCUUAAUGGUAGAUGAUAGUAAGCAUUGAUAUUUAAAGAAAUAGUGCUGCCUGAUGUAACAUUGUGUAUGGAAAGAUUCUGCUGCGUCCCUGGUGGGACCAUUGCUGAGGCAGCUGUUUGACAUUCAGUGGUAAUCAUCCAUAUAUCCUAUUCUAAUUAUUAGGACGCUUGCACAAUAUUGCCAGGUGUUGGACCGUUGCAUCCAGUAGGACAAGUGCAUGAUUCUUCCAGAUGUUGGUUUGCCUGAUGAACUGUCCCUUCCAGCAUGCAGCGGCAUCUUUUCCAUGGAUGAUUUCAAAACGGGUGGAAAAUAGAGGUGCUGCACAGCCUCUUUAAGCUUUAAAUAUGUAUAACCAAUCUCCAAAGUAGUGAAACACAGCUGAAAUGUGAAUCUUAACACGCCAACCCCCACUCCUACCUGUUUGCAGUACCCCGAAAUAUUCUACACAUUAGUUUAUCCCAUAGUAGAACUGUUAAGUUUCAGCAGCAAAGUUAUUACAGGUCUCAUUGUAAAUGCAGUUUGUCGUGUGUGCAGAUAUGUAAUUCUCCUUUUUCAAAUAUGUUUUAAAGCAAAUAUAUAAAAGAUAAAGUAAAGCAUUGUCAAGGGUUGCAAUAUUUUUUUUUUUUUUUU
This is a messenger RNA of Hyla sarda, 3325 nucleotides long. It is a transcript of the gene PPP6C, whose product is annotated as protein phosphatase 6 catalytic subunit. NCBI's taxonomy places the organism in Eukaryota, Metazoa, Chordata, Amphibia, Anura, Hylidae. Gene Ontology annotation, biological process: G1/S transition of mitotic cell cycle; peptidyl-serine dephosphorylation. The record is from RefSeq and is a predicted model, not a curated record. The transcript is spliced from 7 exons. Bases 84 to 1001 code for a protein of 305 amino acids. Gene Ontology annotation, cellular component: cytoplasm. Gene Ontology annotation, molecular function: protein serine/threonine phosphatase activity.